AUGGCAGUUCUUCCACAACCAGCGCAUGAGUCCAGGUUGGCAUCCCGAUUAUGGGUGGUGACUACUGGUACUGUCCUCAUCCUGUUCCUUCUGUCUGGUUUUUAUACCGACUUUUUGAGGUCACCUCUGGAUUAUGCGGAGUCCAAAGCCAAUGAGUUCUGCCGAGUGGCAAAGAACGAAACGGAAAACGGAAAAUCUCGAAAUUGUCAAGACCCCUAUCGGCGACCUGGCUUCCUCGUCAUCCCACCAGACAAGAAGCACUAUAGAGAGACUCAGUGGAUGCCUUUUACCGACAAGUUUCUGGACAUCGACCCAGCAUCUGCAGCAUACCCCCCUCAGCAGGAAGAGCUUAUCUUCAACGAUACUCAAGUCCCGAAAGAGUUGCUUAACGGACCAGGGAUGCCAAAGCAAUGGAUGCAAAUAGCUACUGCUGAGCACCGGCGUCGAGUCAAAGCCGUGAAUAAUAAGCAUGCAACCGUCGAAGACUUUGUUUCCAUGAAAGAUCACGGUGGUCUUGGAUGGCUUUGGGGACGCCGAGUCGUGGAAUUUGGCGACUCUGUUGAUAGAUAUGAAGCCAAGUAUACCUGUAUGGAGUUCGGAAGCGAGAUGUAUUUCCCCAAGAUACAUCCUAUCGAGAAGUUUCCCAAGGGUAUCUGCGAGAUACCAUCUUUCAACCUUACAUUUGUGGUUUUCCACUCUGCUGGUGGCUUUACCUAUAGGCCCAAAUGGUUUUGGUACAAGGAAAUGAGAAUCAUUCCCUUUGAGGAACGUUGGAAAAAGCUCUGGACGCCACACAAGGAAGAUAUUCAUGGACCGAAUGGCCGGCCCGACCUGCUUCUAUGGCAGAAUGGCCUAUGGGACCAGCGUGGAUUCCAGGUAGGUGGCCAAAAACAUCACGAUCCCAAACAAAAUGUGGGUCAAUGGAGCCGACAGCUGGUGUGGGAAGAAUUGCAGUUUUACACAGCUCGUCUCAGAGUUUAUGUAGAACUACUCGUCAAGGAGUUUCCAGAGACUCCCAUGAUGUUCAGAACUUUGACUUAUCACCAACACACAGGAAUGUCGGACGCCAUGAUGCCUGAGAUGGAUCGUGUCGGAAGAGCCAUGGCGGAGAAGUAUGGACACGAGAUAUUUGAAUGGGCGCGUAUGAUUCAACUACUCGGAAAACACUACGCAGAUCGUACGCAUCCUGCUACAGGAGCACUAAGUUGGCUGUGGGGAAAUAUGGUUUUGGAGUAUCUUGCGCGAUCUGCAGGAGCUGGAGUGCAGGCCGGUGGUGAAGAAAGAUAUCCCUACUUUGAAGGAUGGGAUGCUUGUCACCAGGAGCAUCUAGGCUGGGGUGGACGAUAA
Molecule: messenger RNA, 1347 nt
Organism: Fusarium venenatum
Lineage: Eukaryota; Fungi; Ascomycota; Sordariomycetes; Hypocreales; Nectriaceae
Source: RefSeq, a predicted model, not a curated record